Molecule: messenger RNA, 1680 nt
Organism: Sphaeramia orbicularis (orbiculate cardinalfish)
Lineage: Eukaryota; Metazoa; Chordata; Actinopteri; Kurtiformes; Apogonidae
Gene: nmur3
Product: neuromedin U receptor 3
Exons: 3
Coding region: 202-1515 (437 amino acids)
Biological process (GO): neuropeptide signaling pathway
Cellular component (GO): plasma membrane
Molecular function (GO): neuromedin U receptor activity
Source: RefSeq, a predicted model, not a curated record
AGCUCAUCCACUAACUUAAACAUUGACUCAUAGUUUGAUUCCGCCUUCUUUGCGCUGAUUUCACCCCCUCUCUGUCUCUCUCUCUUUCUCUUCUUCAUCAUCCUUUAACCAUGAGAGCGCGCGGUGAGGGCAGGCGCGCAAUCCAGCUCCAUCCAGCUGGGCCUGAUUGUUGAGCAGCGGUCGAAAUCAAGGCAGGAUGUGAUGACAUCUCCGGUCACUUCUUCAGAUUUUCUCUCCGAUAUGGAGCGUUCUUUGCAGGGUUUCUUUUCAAAUGAUUCCAAAGAAGUCCUCAAUGUUAGCAUGACACUAAAUAGUACUGGAAAAAACAGCAGUGAGCAAUUGACUGAAGUCAACCUUUCUGACAUCCUGGGCCCAAAGCGCUCCCCUUUUUUCCUUCCUGUAACCACUGUUUACAUUCUUAUCUUUGUCAUUGGCUUAUCUGGAAAUGUACUCACAUGUGCAGUCAUUGCCAAACACAAAAAGAUGCGUAACCCCACAAACCUUUACCUGGUCAGCCUGGCUGUAUCUGAUCUCCUUGUGCUUUUGUUCGGGAUGCCUCUGGAGAUUUAUGACCUGUGGCAGAACUACCCUUUCCCCUUUGGCGAAGGCGGCUGCUACUUCAAGACGUUCCUCUUCGAGACUGUCUGCUUCGCCUCCAUCCUCAAUGUCACAGCUUUGAGUGUGGAGAGGUACAUCGCCGUGGUGCACCCACUCAAAACUCGCUAUCUGUCAACUAACCAGCAUGCCAAGCGGGUCAUCACGGUUGUGUGGGCGGCGUCUAUGAUCUGUGCCAUCCCUAACACCUUGCUACAUGGCAUCUACUAUCUGCCUGAGAGAAUGGAGGAGUCGGCUAUAUGCACAGUGCAAAAGCCCCUUUGGAUCUACAACAUGGUCAUGCAGAUAACUACGGUGUGCUUCUACUUUGUGCCCAUGAUGAUAAUUAGCAUACUUUACCUGGUCAUGGGCCUUCAUUUAGGCAGAGAAAGGCGGCAGACCAGCGGGAAGCUGGGUAAAAACUGCAGCAGCCACACGAGAAUGAAAAUCAGCGUGGAGAACGGGCGCAGGAGACAAGUCAUCAAAAUGCUCUCGAUCGUGGUGGCCGUAUUUGGACUCUGCUGGGCGCCUUUCCACAUCGAGCGACUCCUGUGGAGUUCCAUCAGUCAGUGGACCGACUUGAUGCACAACAUUUAUCAGUACGUCCACAUUUUGUCAGGCGUCCUCUUCUACCUCAGCUCUGCAGUCAACCCAAUCAUCUACAGCCUGCUCUCCACACGCUUCAGAGAGAGUUUCCGAGAACUGGUCUGUUCGCGCACGGAGGACAACAGCUCAGUGAGAGACUCACCGCCGUUCUCUAAGAUUUUACUGGAUUCAUCCAUCUCAGGUUCCAGAGUCCGGGCCGAGGGUAAGGACUCCAACGCUUUCCCUUUGUUGCGUCAUAACAUGUCGCUGAGCAUGGACACCGAACUCCUGACCUGUGCAUGUAAAGAGACCGCCUGCAAGACCUCUGUGUUCUAAACCAGACUUCAUUUGGAUCAGUUAAUGAGCAGCUGACGCAAAACCACCAUGAUCCACAUCUGACUGCGGAUGCAAACACUGCAUGAGGAAAAAAGAACUGUGGGCCCCUUUUUGUUCAUUCAUAACCUACAUGCACAAAAAUCAAUUUUUUUAUAGUCACUUGGU